Messenger RNA from Notolabrus celidotus (New Zealand spotty), 1638 nucleotides. It is a transcript of the gene rdh5, whose product is annotated as retinol dehydrogenase 5 (11-cis/9-cis). The record is from RefSeq and is a predicted model, not a curated record. The transcript has 5 exons. Lineage: Eukaryota; Metazoa; Chordata; Actinopteri; Labriformes; Labridae. Gene Ontology annotation, molecular function: oxidoreductase activity. Bases 348 to 1349 code for a protein of 333 amino acids.
GAUGCCUUUCUUUCUUCCAUAAGAGUAUUAUCCAAAGAUUUCUCAUGUGCCCACAGCAGUUCUGUAAUACAGGCGACUCUAUUCCAGGUCCUUGAUGAAGCAACUCAUUGUAUCCCGCAGUUAUCAGAAGAGUUCAAUAAUUCAGGACUAUGCUUCAAUAAAAAUUCCAAUAUUUUGGAAUCAAGGAGGGAUUAGCUCUAGCAUUCUUGGAAAAAAGUGUUUUUACUUUCCAUUCCACUUCAGGAAAUUAAGAUUGUGCAGUUUUCCUCUUGUUAAGCAUUAAGUUUGUGCAACUUGUUUUUGUUUUCAGCAAGUGCUCCAGGUGAUCAAAACCAAACCCAAGCAGCAUGGAUAUGCAGGUUGUCUACGAGCUGUUAGGGGCAGAAAACGCCUGGUUGUACAUCACUGGUACCAUCGUAGUGUUGUGGGUUCUCGUGUGGCUCUACAGAGACAGCUUGGAGAUAGAAAACAUCUCUGACAAAUACGUCUUUGUGACCGGCUGCGACUCAGGCUUUGGAAACCUGCUGUGUAAGAAGCUGGAUCGUAAGGGUUUCAGAGUGCUGGCUGGUUGUCUCACAGAAAAGGGAGCUGAUGACCUGAAGAGGGUGGCAGGGCCGCAUUUGAAGACCGUCCUGCUGGAUGUGACCAGCCAGGACAGCAUCCAGAAAGCGAUGGAGUGGACCAAGGCGGAGGUUGGCGAAAAGGGACUUUGGGGAGUUGUGAACAAUGCUGGACGCUCAUUACCCAUGGGCCCUUCAGAGUGGAUGAAAGUGGAGGAUUUCCACAGCACACUGAAAGUCAACAUGAACGGUGUGAUUGCCAUGACCAUGAUCUUCCUGCCUCUCAUCAAAAAGGCUCGUGGCCGCAUUGUGAAUGUGGCUUCAGUGCUGGGGAGGGUGGCUGCAAACGGGGGCGGGUACUGCAUCUCCAAAUUUGCAGUGGAGUCUUUCUCUGACUGCCUCAGGAGAGAUAUAAACUACUUUGGAAUCGACGUGUGCAUCAUAGAGCCGGGGUUUUUCAAGACAGCAGUGACGAGCCUCGAUCCCCUCGAGAGGGAGCUACACCGCCUCUGGGACCAGCUCGGCCCUGAAGUACAAGCAAGCUAUGGAGACAAGUACCUGGAUAAGUACAUCAAGGUUCAGCGUUUAAUCAUGAACGCUAUCUGCGACUCUGACCUCAGCAAGGUGACCAACUGCAUGGAGCACGCUCUAACCUCAGCCCACCCACGUACAAGAUACAGCGCCGGCUGGGACGCCAAGCUACUCUGGAUCCCCCUUUCUUACAUGCCUUCCUUUGUGGUCGAUCUUGGGCUGAAGCUGGUGCUGCCUCGUCCUUUAAAGAGCGUGUAACUCUAUUAAUGCUCAAAGGAGUUCACUAUUUGCCUUUCAAAAUGCCCGUUUUCCUUAUCUACAUCAGCCAUGCAGUGAUCAGAUGAUCCAUUUGUCAUUGUAUUUUUAUAUGUGCACAAUCGGCCAUGUGAAAGUUGAAUUUUCCUUUCUUACGUCUGCUUCAGACACAAUAUUAAAAAAACAAUGAAUAUGUACUGCAUAAUAUACUGUUAAAUGUUGUUUGUUUAUUGCCGCUCUACUGUGCCUUUUCAUGCUGUUAUUUAAGUUCCUCUAUGGAUGCUACAAAUAA